GCUCUACUGCGGCCGCCCCCGCCUCACCAUGCGAGGGAUUUGGAGCCAAGUGAUUACCCUCGGGGUAAUACUUCAUGUCGCUCUAGUCACCGGCAAGGCGUUGCUACCGCAGCAUCAACAGGCACAGCAGGUGGAACAGACGGUCCAGUCCAACAGCAUACAGAAACGAGUGGGCUACGACUAUCCCGCGCCGCCGCUGGAUUUAGUCAACCCGUUUCAGGAUCACGACAACUUACAACCGCACGGCGAUCACCAUGAGGUGAUCGACGAUCAUCACGAUCAUCAUGACUUCGACCAUCACGACGUCCACGACCACCACGACAUACACGAUCACCACGACUUACACGACGAGCAUGUCGAGGAGCACCACGUGGACGAUCACCACGAUCACCAUGACCACCACGACCCAGGAUACUGGAAAAAGAAACUUAUCUGGAAGCCCGGAUGGAAGAAAAUUUGGAAACCGGCUAAGAAACAAAUAUGGAAGCCUUCCUGGAAGAAAAUCUGGAAACCCAUCUGGGUUCCGACGAAAAUUCCCGUUUGGAAAGAAAUUAAGGUCCCAGAUUGGAAGAAAAUUUACAAACCCGUGUGGAAACCGAUAAAAGUCCCGGCCUGGAAGGAAGUUAAGGUACCCGACUGGAAGAAAAUCACUGUCCCGGUAUGGAAAAAUAUCGUAGUGCCCGGUUGGAAAGAUAUACAGGUUCCGGCCUGGAAAAAGAUAUACGUACCUGAAUGGGUCAAAGAAGGUGUCCCCGGUGAAAAAUAUCUAGGCAAAGACCACGAGGGUUGGGAGUACACGUCUCAUGAUUUAUGGAGAAAGAAAUUGAUCUGGAAGCCUGUAUGGAAGAAAUAUUGGAAACCGGCUAAGAAACAAAUUUGGAUUCCCGACAAGAAACUCGAAUGGAAGGACGAGUGGAAGCAAAUCUGGAGAACUGAGAAGAAGCAAAUCUGGAUUGACGACAAGAAACUGGUAUGGAAGGAAGCUUGGAAGCAGAUCUGGAAGCCAUCUAAGAAACUCAUCUGGGUACCGGACAAGAAACUCGAAUGGAAAGAAGCGUGGAAACAGAUUUGGGUACCGGACUGGAAGCAAAUUUGGGUGCCGGGAGUCAAGAAGAUCUGGAGACCGGUAUGGAUAUCGGAGUGGUUCCCUUCGCCUGAUCAUCAUGAGCACGUCCACGAGCACGAGUCUCACGGGUGGGACAGAAGUGACAACAAUGUAGCAGCCAGUCAAAAGGCAGCAGUUACAGUCAAACCACCAGCAAAGGAACCACCUGCCCAGCAGCAAAAAACGUGGCAGUUUCCGAAAUAGCUUGUAGACUAACGAUGUAGUUGUUACCACUUAUGCACGAGGUCUAGAAAAAGGAACUCUCUCGUCGCAUUCUAAUAGGUAAAACAUUUUGGCAAUAUUUAUAUAAUGUAUGCAAUGCGAAAUCUAGAUCUAGAAUGCGACGCGAUUGUUUCAACUAUUAUUGGACCAUGCAAUUUCUAAGCUUUAAUUCCUCAUUCGUCGCUGUGGUUGAGAACCCUCGAUAAAAAAAAUUGAGUGAUUCCAGUGUUAAGUGUAUCCGAUAGCUUAAAUUCGUUCUUCCGAAUGCUAUGAGCACCAAGGCAGCUUCUACCAAACCUUGAUAAUAUUUAUAGUAGAGUAAAGCAAGGUUGUUGGCGCAUAAGUUACCGAUAUAUUUAAAGUUACCAAUAAAAACCAAUUUGGUAGU
Aricia agestis (brown argus) is the source of this 1715-nucleotide messenger RNA. RefSeq lists its product as uncharacterized. Bases 29 to 1309 code for a protein of 426 amino acids. The record is from RefSeq and is a predicted model, not a curated record. The transcript is spliced from 2 exons. NCBI's taxonomy places the organism in Eukaryota, Metazoa, Arthropoda, Insecta, Lepidoptera, Lycaenidae.